Molecule: messenger RNA, 13204 nt
Organism: Exaiptasia diaphana
Lineage: Eukaryota; Metazoa; Cnidaria; Anthozoa; Actiniaria; Aiptasiidae
Product: dynein heavy chain domain-containing protein 1
Exons: 57
Coding region: 164-13204 (4346 amino acids)
Biological process (GO): microtubule-based movement
Cellular component (GO): dynein complex
Molecular function (GO): minus-end-directed microtubule motor activity; ATP binding; ATP hydrolysis activity
Source: RefSeq, a predicted model, not a curated record
AACAAAUGACUUUCUGCUUUUUAAAAUGAACUCAUUKCAAGAAACUUGUACACCCAAGGGAACAAUCUAUGAAUGAAAAUAUGAUUUUGUAUAUUCAGCUGUAAGGUCCUCCAGGAUAUUGAGGAUAAAAAUGAUUCGUGCUGUUGAGAAAACAUGAUGAAAAAUGUCGGGUACAGCAGUGGAGUUGGUCUUUUCUCGGGCYUCUUCAUCCUCUCCAAGACUUCCAGCGAUUGGAGAUGACACAAAUUUAGUUUCACGACCAAUAACUCAAAGUUCUGAUGGUUUAAAGGAUGCCRGUAAGAACGAAAAGGUCGAAGAGACAUCACAAACUGAAGAUGAAGUCGUCACUCARAAACGAAAAUUGAAAAAGUUGAUUUCUCGCGCCUUCAUCACUGCUCUUCACCAAAGCAAAGACCUCAAGUGCUGGAAUCACUUGGGCGAAGUUCUUCAACUAGUAGAGCCUUAUUUAUCCAUCCUUAACACCAAAGAGCUCUGUCAUUAUGCAGAGAGGGCCUACCUUGAGAUAGAAGGUAAUAAAGAUCUUCAAGAUGUCUGCAGUCUCAUACAACGUGUGUUUGUUGACGUCGUUGCAAAUGUUCAAAAUGCAGACAAGAAAAAGUCAAAAUUCCCSUCAGUCUCAGAUGAAAAUGUCUCCCUGACGUUGAGAAGGAAAAYCGUGUCAAAAGGAGUUAAGAUUCCAARAACCGAAUUAAARUCGGUGAUGCCAUCUUCRUGYCUUCCAGCYGAUGAACAACCAUCCUACAACCCAAAACGAGCGAAAGAGCUUUCUUUGAACGACCUGAGGUUUUCCCUUACAGAGGUUGUAAAAGAGAUAUCAGCCAGAGAAUCUGUUCUUGGAGUUCCACUUGGAAUGACUAUAUUAGCACUUGAUGUCAACUUGCCACCAACACACACCCCCUCGCCACCCCCCACACCAAAGCCCAUGUCAGCCACUCCACAGAAGCAAGUUUGUUUUGACAGCGAAGACAAAAAGUCAACUGUCAAAAAGGAAGCCACCUUURUACCAAGAACAGGGAUGGAAAUAGUAGAAGAGUUUAUCAAAGGAAGUUUUCUUGGUGAAUUAAAAUUUGCAUAUGUUAAYUUUGCCCCAUCAGAGAGAUACAAUCCAUACCAUCUAAUUGAAGUUCCUAAAGAUAGAGUGAAUCCAGAGCACUUCAUCAUYUCAUCUCAUAGCAUACUGCAUAUCUUUCCAGAUAAGCCAUCUGAGUCUCAGCUCAUAUCAGAUUGGUACAUAGAGGCWUCAACAUUUCAUGCMGUYAUGAACCUUUCGUUGUUUAAAAACUUUUUCUUGAGAAAAGCAUUCAUGAAAUUGAAAAAUGCAAAGAAGUUUACWUACUUCAGAAAAACCAAAGCUGAUAUUGAGAAGUCUCUUAUACCUAAUGUCCAAACAUUUGGUUCUGCCUUGCUUCGUAUCUCGUCACUACUGAAUGACUUAUCAAAAGUGACAUUCCUUCCUUUUGAYACCAAGAGCUGUUAUACCCUCCGUGAAUUCGAAGAGCUGACAUUCAAGACAAGUGAUACUGGUCGUAUGUAUGUAAACAAGUUUUUUGCUUUUUCUCAAAUGAUUGUUGACAAGACUCAAUCCAAUUGCUUUGAAUACUUGAAGUAUUGUGAAACCCAAAUAAAGAAUCAUCARCAUAAYUACAAGGAAUCUCURUCUGUUGCCAAAGAGAAGAAAGCAAUCAGACAAAAGAACCUCAAACUUGCUCAUGAAGAAGUAGCAAAACUGGGGAACUUUGUCAACCUGGUUGACCACAUUAUCAUCCAAAAUCUAAUCACUAUGGCUCAGUCUAAUAUCUGUAAGUUUGUUGAUGUCACUCUUCCUGGUCCAAGACCUGAAAGGGAAGGUUUGUUCAAGGUUGGUAUCAUGUUCAAUGAUAAUCACAAGCUUGCGCUAUCACCUUCAACCAAACAGCUUGCAUAUUCAUUAUCAUCUGCACUGGAAAUAGUGCUAUCAGUAGUGUGUAGUCUGUCUCAUGCAAUGGAACUGGAUGAUGUGACCAAAUCUUUCAUUGCUAAAGCCAAAGGCGACAGUGCAACUCCAGACACUAAAACUCCAAGAACAGCCAACAAUAAACACCCUGAAAGCACAGUGCAAUUCUCAUCAAGAGUUGAUGUCGUAAGUGAGACAGGMCAGCUGGAUAUCUACAGCUACAGUAAUCUGAAAUCCCAAGAUGACAUCUCAAUACAGAUUAUGAGAUCAGAGGAUGAGAUAUUGGAUGAUAUUCAGGAUUUCAGUACAUCUAUUGGAAGUGCAAGGGAUGUWAAGCCAACUAAUSAAGAACUGUGUUCUAAACGACCACAAGAGAAUGUCCUUGUUGUUCAAGGUCACAAGCUAGAACCAUGUUCAGUUAGUAACAGUCCACUGACCAAAGAAAAAUUGCAGCAAACUCUAUAUAGCAAUGACAAAAUCAAAGAUGCUCUGAAAUAUCAUCAAGAAUUGGUKAGUGAGGCUGUGGAGGAAGUGACUGAGUUCUGUGAGAAUCAUAAUUGGCUUUCAGARAUCCAUGAGUUUGUAACAGGGUGGGAUGAUACUCAGAUAGAGUACUGGAAAUCACAACCUACAACUAUGAUAGAGCAACAACUAAGACAAAUUCAAACAUGGACACAACAAGUUGGUGGUGUUAUCAAGAAGUUUUCUACUGCUAAUGGUUUGCUGUACAUCAAUUGUAUACCUAUCCAAGAUAUCAUCAUCCCCAARCUAUCCCGCAUAUUCAAUGAGAUGGUUGUCAUGGUUGCAUCUCAAGUGUUGAUUUUGUCAGGAGAAGUCGUAAUGGAAAUGGAAAACCUUGCCGAGUCUAUCAAAGAGCAAAGAACUGAGAUCAAAUUCUUUGCAUUGUUCAUCAAAGAACUUAAAAGUGUCAAAGAUAAAGUUCCUGCAUUGAAAGAUAAAGUUGAAUACAUCAAGAACCUGUUUGAAGUUAUUCGAGGCUGCUUUAGACAACUUACUGCAGAAGAAGAAAUAACUGAAGAAAAGGUGUGGGCCUGUUGGGAAUCAUUUUUGUUUGGUUUACAAGAAGCUUCUGAUUUCAUUCAAAUACAAAAGCCAGUUGUCACUGAAAGAUUACACGAAACCAUAGCUAGCAUGGAAGAGCAAGUWUUUGGUAUUGGACAUCGAGCAAUGAGUGGAAGGUUUAUUGACCCUGAUGAAAUGCCAUCAAAGGUGCUCUCUGAUUUGAGACAGCUACGAGAUCGAGGUCGUCGAAUCUGUAAUGAGCUGAAAAUCAUCAACNCAUUUUUACAGCAAAGACAUUGGAGAGCAUUAUUUAUUGGUAUGGGACAAGAGUUUGACCAGUCAAUGAAGUUCACUACCACACGUCUCUUAGAAAUGAACCUUACUCGCUACAAAGAACUUAUUGAAACUGUGUGCAAUGGAGCUUCUCAUGAACAUGAACUGGAGAUUGAAUUGCAGCAACUCAUUAAGUCAUGGCUAGAGCGAGAUUUCAAACUCGCCAAGCAUAUACCAUCCAUGAGGCCUAAAAUGGAUGAUGAGCACUCCAAGAAGACAUUAGAAAGACAGAAAGAAAAGAAACGAAAGAUGACGCUGCACGAGAAGACAAAGACAAAAGCAAAGCCCAAGACAGCAGUAGCUGAUUCAUUCAUUGUUAUUGGUAUUCCUGAAAUCAAGUGUAUGAUUGAGGAUAAUCUUGUAACGCUGCAAUCCAUGCUUGCCUCGCCGUAUGUCACUGAUGUSAUACCCAUAGUMGAGGARUGGACUAAUAAUCUAACGGAGCUCGAGGAUAUUUUAAACGUUUGGGAGACCUGUCAGAUAAAGUGGUUAUACCUGACGAAUGUCUUUUCUGAACCACAAAUGGCCAGGAAGUAUGCAGAACAUUUGGAGUCCUUCAAAGAAAUAGACAAAAAAUACCAGGAUCUUAUUGACGUYAUCUCUAAGAACAGUAGAGUAACAUCAAUUCUCACCAAGAAGCGAGGUGAAUUAGGWUGGAGAGAGCUUCAAGGGGAAGCAUUACGUGCUAUGCUGCUGGAGCUGAUUCAAAAAGAGGAAGAGCUGAUUAUYWUGGUUAAAGAAUACUUUGAAUUAGCUCGUGCUGAGUUUCCAAGACUCUACCUUCUUGGUGAUAAAACACUACUAGAUCUUCUUGCAUGGUCGCGCAACCCCAAGGAUUUGMUGCCAUUUGUCAAGAUGUGCUUUCCUGGUAUAAAGGGCCUUGAGUUUAAGUUACCAGAAGAUAUCGGCGUCAAACUAACAUCAGCUUUAGAUGCUGCGCUAAAUGUUCACUUACUGGAAGUUAUUGGAAUGGAAGGAAGCAAUAGCGAACAAGUUAGCCUUAUUCGACCUAUACCAGCUUCCCCGGUUCCUCAGAAAUGGUUUGUAAAUCUUGARCAAAGCAUGAGAGAUACCCUGAUGAACGAAUUAUCACGAUGUGUUCGAACAAGACUACAUGAUGGAGCCUUGAAUUUCACUAGCCUUGUUGAACAGCUGAUUCAUAGAGAUAACGUUAGUGGAGAGAAUGUUGAUGAACCCGUGGAAGAUAAACAGCCUCUACUUGGUUUUCCUGCACAGUGCGUUGGAAAAGCAGAAGAUGUAUUGUGGGCUCGUAAAGUGAGCCACGCCCUGGUCAGCGGGAGGCAACGUAAUUUAUCAAUCAUUAGAACUGAGAUCAAGUGUUCGAUUGAGGAUUUGUCUUCAGCCAUCAGAAAGUCGAUUGAAUGUCCAAGUGAUAAUCCAGAGCAAAAUAGAAUCGAAGUUAUUUCAGCUAAUCUCCUGGCUCAGGCGGUCAGUCAUCGCGAUAUUGUUGAUGCWUUGAUUGAAGAUCAUGUGACCAACAUAGACAGUUUUGAAUGGCAAAGUCAACUGAARUCUAAAAUGGAAAUUACUGAAGAGAUAUCGACGUCGUACGAUGGGAAAGACARUACAUCAGAAUUACCAGUAGAAAAAACUUACAGGAUCGGUAGAUGUGCUCUUGAGCAGUUAGKGACCRGCGURCCUUAUGGCUAUGAAUACCAAGGUCCAAGCACRGGGCUAGUUGUAACACCAUUAGCAAGAAGGUGUUUUCURUCACUCAACAUGGCGCUGCAGUCGUUUAAAUGCGGAACUCUUCAUGGUCCUAAUGGAACUGGAAAAACAGAAACAAUACAACAUCUUUCUAAGAUUCUUGGCCGCCAUCUUGUCACGGUCAACUGCACGUCAAGUUUAGAAAGUUCUACAUUGGUUGGUUACUUGUUGGGAAUGCUUCGCUCAGGAAGCUGGAUUUGUCUUGAGAACAUCGAUUCCAUGAAUACGGGAGUUUUGUCUGUGUUUGGGCARCAUUUGGAAAAGAUUCGGCUGUCGUUGAAAACCAUCAAGAGAGAUCUCCAUAGCCAGUACACYGUCAGAGGAAAUUCUGACAAGAACUUGGAGCGACGACCUUCUAUUGUUAGUUUGACUCCUUURCACGGGAAAGAGUCUGUUUGGAUAAAAGACGAAAUCUGUCAGUGCUGUGGAUUUACAGAAAGCCAACUGUUAGCAAAGAAGUUGCAUUCUUUCUUUACGAUGAUCAGUGAUCAGAUUUCAAGUCAGAACGAUUUAUCCCUUCGGUCAAUGCUUACCGUGGUUCGUUAUGCAAGUCAUGAGCUCAGAAAAGAGCUUAAAAGAAAAGCAACAAACGAUGAAACGAACAGUAUCAAUGACAACGAAGCUCCUGCCCGAAGUCCUUUCCUGGAAAGCUUUGAGCGUCGACAGACUGAAGAAAAUUCCCUAGUGCAUGCACUGUUUUGCUUCUUUGGUAACAAACUGUGGUCAUCAGAUAAAGACAUUUUCUCCAAUACAGUAGAUGCUGUAUUUAUUCAUAGUGUAUUGAUGUCAGUCAUCUCCGAGGGCGAACCUGAACUAUGUGACGAGAUAAAAGAGCACUUUGUGUCCCAUGGUUUUCAAGUCAAACCAGAGUUAAUGGCCAAGACAGUGCAGUUAUAUAAAAGUAUCAAGUCCGCUGGAAAUGUCAUCGUUAUCGGGUCAUCAGGAUCAGGAAAGACRACAUUAUACCAGGCACUAGCUGGAGCCAUUAAUARUCUACAUACACAGUUAUUGUCGACCACUAAAGUUSRACCAAAGAAGACAACGACACUCGAGGAGAAACCACCUACUAGGGCGUGGCCAAUGCUGGAUGUAACCGUAGUUUUUCCUAAAUCAUUGACCAACGAUGAGCAUGUGGAGAAGUGGCUUGUACUGGAUGGUCCAAUGGACGAUCUAUGGCUAGGUGGAAUGAGUACUGUUUUGGAUAGUUCUAAGACUUUGUCUUUGGGUGAAGGCGGCUCAGUUUCUGUUCCAGAUACUGUCUCUAUCAUCUUUGAGACGACGGACUUGUGUAACGUGUCUCCGUCCUUAGUGACUUGUUGUUCAAUCGUUCACUGUCCAGACGAAUUAAUUGGCUGGAAAGCUAUCUUCAGACCAUGGAUCAAAUCUGCGUACUCAAAGUGGGAAAUCUCAAAUAGAGGGCUUGGGAUAAUCUCAAGCCUGAUGGACCAUGUUGUYGAGACAACCCUCGUGUUCCUCGAACAACACUGCAAAACAGUCCUUACUGCAGACUUUGGUUCUACCACCCCCUCRCCGUCUCCAGCACGAGGGGUUUACGAAGUUCAAUCGAUUCUCCGAUAUUUGACKGCCAUAUUUGACCGUCAUAUCUUACGAGAAGAUGAUAGCAGUCAAGUAGUGGAGCAACAGAAAGGMAGGAUAUCUGUAGCAGGAUCGUCUCAUAGUAGAAACAGCUCAGGAAUUACUCCUGGUGACACAGACAAAGUCAUAUCCACUUUUGUUUUUGCCUUCGUUUGGUCUUUUGGAGGYCACUUGCAGGACAGUUUUGCACAGGCAUUCGAUGAGCAUGCGCGUCAAGUGCUAUCCUCAGGCCCUUAUCCGGCCAAUAUUCCAAGCGAGGGCCUGGUGUACGACUAUUAUUUAGAUUUCCCAAGAGGCACKCUCAUCAAAUGGGAAGAAAGACCAGGUGCUCAAUUCAAGACUUUUGCCACCUCGUACACCGUGGUCCCAGAGUUUGAUCGUUAUUUCUUUUUGAUGGAUUUAAUGAURACUGCUGGUCGACCAGUGCUGUUAGUUGGACAACCAGGAAGUGGAAAAUCAGCUUUAGURCAGAACCUUAUCAGCCCUCGACAUUCCUAYCAACGUAUCUUCAUGUCGUUUGCUUUAACGUCCAAGCUGUUUCAAGAAGCUAUAGAAGCAAAAUUGUCACAUGURGAUCGACGUGAUUUGAAUGACUUGACGCUUAAAGAUGCUCUUCUUGUAACGAAAACAAAAUCUAAAUCGGUUUUGUACUUUUUGGAUGACCUCAAUUACGCAAACACAGACGCAAAUAACACACAGCCUCCUCUUGAACUGCUCAGACAGAUUCUAACCCACGGUUGUUUAUAUGACAAACAACGUCAGCAGUACUACCCCGUCAAAAAUGCUGCGCAGUUUAUAAGCACUGCCGUCCCUCCUAGCGCUACUGGUGUGGGUGGUGGAGUAGCCAGCCAUGUUCUUAGUCCRUGCCUGACACGUCKYAUGACCGUCUUGUCGUUCUUUCCUGCCAGUCCUCAGACUCUCACUGCGAUUUAUUCWGGAAUUUUCUUGACUUGGCUGAAAGGAUUCCCUGCAUAUUCCAUGACACAUCAUGCAAUUAUAUCAAAAGCGAUGGCGGCGGCUACCAUUARCCUGUUCAACAAGAUCCGUGAAGAGCURCGGCCAAGUCCACUUUAUCCGCAUUUUGUCUUCAAUCAACACGACUUGUCGCGUAUUGCAGAUAGUUUUACCUUGUUUUCAUCGAGUUCUCGUGGUCGCAAACGUCCUCGUGUUAGAAAGCGAGGCGGAGGUGCUGCAAGGACUGUAAGGGUGAAAACUACACAAUUGGAAGAGAUCACUGCUACCUUAAUGGAGAAUGACCGUGGUUUUGAAGGAGACCCAACUAUUGCAACCCCAGCAUUGCUAUCUCCAAUCAUUCGUUCGCUGUUCAGACUUUGGUGUCAYGAGAAUACCCGCACGUACUGUGAUCGCUUGCUCAGCGAUAAUCAACGAUAUUGGUUUUCUACCGUUUUGAACGAUGUUGUCAUGGAGCAUUUUUGCCAGGGUGUUGAGGACUUAACCCCACCUGAACAACCRGAACAACCUGAAAGGGAUUCUCUCUUCCCAGUUAUAUCUCGGGAGAGCAUCGGUGUUGCACCAGGUACCAGUGCCCCUCCUCCCUCGGCCAAAAUCAGCCGCUGUUCUAAUAUCGUUGAUAAACCWGAACAAGAAGAAGAGACUGGAGCGGAGGAUGAGGAAGUACUCUUAGAGCAAUCGGAACACGACAUUGAAAAGCUCGAUGACAUUGAGGUCAAAGAAAACGAAAAUGUAUGUGUAGAGGAUGGCAAAGAAGAUGCAGAUCAGGUUGUUGAGAAGACGGUAUCACGUGACGAUGAGCAAAACCAAGAUGCAGGGUCUGAGCGCAGUGCAAGCAGUGUUGAUUCUCACCAUGAAGAGCCUAUCAAUGAAGCUGAAUGCACAUUUGGUGGACAGUCACCUAAGAUUGAGGAGACAGCCGAUGUUUCUAAAGACGUAGAAGACAAAGAAUACAAAGGUCCAUUGAUAACGUUUAGACAACUGGCUUUACCAGGAGAAGACUUGACGGACAUAAUGUUUUGUAAACACUUCGUUACAUCGUCAAUGUUAUCAACUACAAGCUCAACAUCAAAYACCACACGAGGCUAUACCGAGUGUUUUGAGGAGGCUCUUGAACAAGGAAUGAAAAAGUGCAUUAGUUCAUAUAACUCACAGUCAAUCAAAGACCGUUCMUUCAAGAAAAUCAAUAUGGUGACUUUUAGAGAGGCACUCCGCCAUGCCUCGCGUAUAAGCCGUGCMUUGGCUAUCGAAGGUGGSCAUGCGCUUCUACUUUCUCAUCAAGGUUAUGGACGACGUACACUCACUCGACUCGCUGCUCAUGCUGCUCGUUAUACGCUAAUCGAAGUGCAGAACACUCCAUUCCAAGGUCAAGGUGAAUUAAGGCAACAGAUAAAAGAAGCCAGCUAUAUUGCGGGUUUGCAGGGUAAACCWGUGGUACUGUUUGUACCAGAAGACCAGACCGAUGAAUCUUUACAAGACAUUUGCACUGUAAUGGUCGAAGGUACUUGUCCAGGAUUGUACACCAAAAACGAACUUAACAUGAUUACCAGUAAUCUCCUUCCCGUCGGUCAGCGAGGAAUUCGACGYGUUGAACACUUAGACAUCGCACAAGAACGAUUCUUUCGUCGAGUCAAGUCGCACUUACACGUGGUGAUUUGCAUGAAAUACUCGCCUCUUUUGACAUCUAAAUCGCCCUCGCAAUCCCAGCUGUACCGAUUCCCAAUCUUGCUGACUCGUUGCUGCUGUGUUGAUACUUUUGUUUCCUGGCCUCACGAAGCACUUACAAGCAUAGCUGAGAAACUGAUUGAUGUCAGUGACCCAAACCAAGGUUCAAAGAAAGGGAAAGACAGUGCUCCCAAUACGAGUGCUCUUUGUUCUAUUAUGGCGCAUGUACAUACAACCUCGAGAGCAAUGGCUCAAAAACUGUACGGUAGCAAAGGAUUAAAGCUGUAUUCUCCUGAUUCAUACUUGGACUUCGUUGUGCUGUUUAAAAAAUUCUACGAACGACUUUGCGAGAAAGAAAAGGCCAAAGUCAACCGUUUAAAAAACGGUAUCAGUCGUAUGGACGAAGCSCAUGAGACCAUCAGUAGAAUGAAGACUGAACUGGCAGAUCUGGCACCUGUAUUCCAGGAAGCACAAGAAUCAGUUCAGCAAUGUCACGAUGAUGUCGAGACAAGUCAGGCCGAGUAUCAUGAUCAAAAGGAAAUGUGUAAGAAAAAAGAGUUGGAAAUUCAAAAACUACAAGAGCCUGUGGACUCCUUAAAGAAAGAAACYAAYGAACAGUUUGGCAAGGUYAGCCCGCUGUUUUAUGCGGCGUACAAUGCAAUCAAUGCUCUUGAUGUCCAUGACGUGGAGGAAAUACGAAGCUAUCGUGURCCACCUUUACUCGUGGAAAUGGUYGUCAACUGUAUUUGCUUGCUGUUCAAUACACCACAAACAUGGAGUGAAGGCAAACUACUACUCAAUCGAGACAACUUCUUCAAAGAUCUAGAGUUCUACAACAUGAAAGAAAUGCCUGACCCCAUGUUUCGUAAGCUCGAGACUUACUAUAACAACCCUUCAUUUAAACCCAAAAUCGUCAAAGCUGGAAGUGGUGCCGCUGGAUCACUUUGCAUGUGGGCUCGGGCUGUCUAUGAAUACUGUAUUGUGUAUAGAGCAUUGAAACCUAAGAGAAUGCAAUUGAAAAGAGCUGAGGCCCUGCUGGAGGAAGCGAAAGCCGCGCUUGGUGAAAUGAGAGUCCGUUAUAACGAAAUCAAGAAGGAGCUUGAAAAGAGGAUUCAAACUUACAAAGACAGCAUGAAGCACUUGAAGAAUACAGAGAAGAAGAUACAGACCAUCAAUGGCAGAAAGUCGCGAGCAGAGAAUCUUGUUGGUAUCAUGAGCGAAUCUUCCGAAUCUUGGAAAACCUUAUUGUGUGAAUCCCAGCAAAACCUGGUGACGGCUCCAGGUGAUUCGCUCAUCAUUGCAGCUAGUGUUUGUUAUCUUGGUGCACUUGAUCAUAACGCUCGACUUGAGCUCUUCAAUGAUUGGCUACGAGUGUGCGAUGGGCAAAAACGAGAAAUGUCGGGCAAAAAAACAAGUCUAGUUUCAAUGAUACUCCAUAAUAAUGACAGUGAAUCCAAGAAAACUAGCGAGCCAGUAAAAUCGCCUUCUAAGUCACGUAACGCGUCGUCCACGUCACGUAAUACGUCCUCCAUAGCGUCAAUUAACGUAAUCCCAGURCGUGACAAUCUUUCAUUGGCCGAUGUUUUAGUUGAAAAGGAUGAGUUAGUUGAAUGGGUAAACCGAGGCCUUCCUAAUGACCAACAUGCAAUACAGAAUGCAUURAUCAUGCGUAUGUGCUAUGAUCGGGMSCACUGUUGGCCACUAUUAAUUGACCCACAUGGACAAGCCGAAAUGUGGGUGCGUGCGGUCGUAGAUGCAAAGCCAMUUUCGUCUGUGGRUGAUCGUUGUAAGUCAGCACGAGGGAGCGGUUCUCGACCGUCUACACCACUUGACUAUCCAGAACUUGAGCCUCCCGAGGAAGACUUGAGCAUAGCUGAAGACAUUUGCAAUGAAGACUCGUUGGUGUCAGAUGUUGAUGAGCAAAGUGUGGUUUUGGAUGGCCGAGACACGUCUCUCACAGACCAWAGUACCGACGUCUCUGACAAGUCCUUGAAGGAAAAGAUAGCUAGAGAAAUGGGUAUACAGUCCCGAGGUAUGACUCCGAUWAGUACUGCCACACCUAAUUUAGAAGUCCGUGAAGGUCAAGUCAUGGUUGUAUCAGCAGAUGAUUCCCAGCUUGUGAGCAAGAUACGAGCAGCCGUCAUUKCAGGYGUAGUUGUUCUUGURACGCACAUGGAACGUCGUCGUUUCAGCAAGAAACUAGAAUUGCUMCUUUCACGACAGACAUUUGUCGAUAAAAACAAAGAUGUCAAGUUGUCUAUUGGCAAGUCCAUAGUUUCCUACCAUCCUUCGUUUCGAUUAUUCAUGAGUUCGUCCAUGCCUAUGUACAUGAGAGGAGAAGGGCUUGUCCCACUUCCAUUGUCAAAGACGUGUGUUGUUGAUAUGUCAUUCAGUCAACAAGGACUUACUGAUAGACUUUURAUGGAAACKUUAACGCUUGAACGRCCCGAAUAUGAAGGMCAGAAACGRUCUUUAGAGAGAGACUUGACACUCCACCAACAACAGAUAGCGACUGCCCAGGUAUUUAUUCUGGAUAAAGUACUUGAAUUGAAGACUCCACUUCUCAGCGAUCCUAAUAUCUUCAACAAUCUACCCCCGGUAUUGUUAGCAAAUACUCCAGGAAAUCACCCAAGAUUGUCUGUGUUCCAAAAAGCCUUGCUAUGGAAAGUAUUCAGAGAAGAUCAAGUGCAUCAGAUAUGUCAGGAUCUAGUUCUAUACAUACUCGGUGCUAGUAUGAUCCACCCUAUUGAGUACGAYAUACAGCAAGUGUACAGUGUUAGCACCAGUGCUACACCUAUUGUAUUUUUACUGCCUUCUCACGAGACGGUAUUCAGUGGAUCAUCGGUGUCAAUCAAAGAUCCAUACGAAGAGAUUUCUAAUCUCGCUCAWGCSCAUCAAAAGAGCGGUUGGAUCAUGACCGUUUGCCUUGGAGAAAGCAAGGCCAUGGAGCAGGCUUUACAUGCGGUGCAUUGUGGGAUGGAACGGGGUUACUGGGUCGUGAUACACAAUGCUGAAYUAGCYGAUGAAUGGUCCAAGGAAUUCAUAGAAGCACUGCAGGUUAUUACMACCACAUAUCAAGUGAUCGAUGAUAAUGAAGAUGACGAAAUCUACUCCAUCUGGACGGACGAYCCCGAACUACGAACCCCUCAAUCUCACAACCGGCUUAGCGCGGUUCACCCAGAGUUCCGUCUGUUCGUAACGACACGUGUUGGCUCAGGGAGACCAUUACCUGCUGUUCUGAUACAACGCGGGCUUAAGUUGGCUUGUGAAGCCAAAGCGACGUACCGAUCGAUUAUGAAGCAAACGUUUGAGAGCCCAGUCCCUCAGUACGCAAUAUACGUCAUGGCGUACCUACACUCGACUCUUCAUUAUCGUCGACAACACGGGCAGUGUGCKUUUGUCUGUCCUUACGAAUGGAACUAUUCUGAUGUACAUGGCAGUUGUGAUCUAUUACGUCAUCUGUCAUGUGUAUUGAGUCAAGAUACACCAGUCCAGCUAGUCAAAGUAUUAGACAUGAUAGCUUGGACCGUUUAUACGGGMCAUGUAUUUGACAAGAUGGACGCCUUGGCCGUCAGAUCGAUAGCACAGUCGUUAGCCAACAGCCAAGCCCUACAGAUAAUGCCAAUGUCAUUUGAACCWAACACCAMCCCUGACAGUGGAAUUUAUGUAUCAGGAUUAUCUGUUUGCAAUGCAUCAUGGGAUAGUGAACGGAGCUGUCUUGUUGGUGGACCAGGUCUCGUGACUGAACUUCCAGUUGUUUUGCUUACACUACAAGYUGACUCCAAGACAAAACUGUCUUCUGAUUCAGAUCUUGUAGUUUAUGACUGUCCUUUAAGAAGUAACGUGACUAACGACCUUCUYACCAGUCUUCCGCUCAUCUCGGCUCUCUCCGUUGAGGAACUUCGUAAAAGAAAAGUUUCUCUUGUCACUUAA